Striga hermonthica is the source of this 924-nucleotide messenger RNA. The record is from the annotation of a GenBank genome assembly. Lineage: Eukaryota; Viridiplantae; Streptophyta; Magnoliopsida; Lamiales; Orobanchaceae.
AUGACUAAUGGGCCUACUGGCUCACAAGAUUCCCUAAGAGCUACCACGGGGCCAGAGGUUGAAGGUCUUGACAAUAUUUGUCUUAAUACUGAGACAGAAGAAAAUAAAGAACCUGAUCCAAAAAUACGUGGGAAGGCGUCGGCAAUAUCAUGGACACAAGAGGAAGAUAUGUUGCUUUGUCGCGCAUUUUGUACUAUCUCGAGUGAUCCCAUCAUCGGUGCUCAACAAAGUUUUGAAGGCUUCUGGAAACGAAUCACUCAAUAUUAUAAUGAAACAGCUAAUGCUAGAAACUUGCUUGAGAGAUCUAUGGAUUCAACAAAAUCUCACUUCUAUGCUUUUCAUGCAGAUUGCCUUAAAUUUAAUGCAUCCAUAAACAGGUUUCGGGCUGACCAAAGGAGUGGUGAAAAUGAUGCUAUUGUGUUACAAAAUGCAUUAACAGAGUGGAAUAGUGAAGGAAAAAGAAAAGGAGGCUUCAAGUGGCUUCAUUGUUGGGAGAUUUUGAAGAAUAUCCCAAAAUUUCAAGGGACUGGUGGAGCAAGUCGUGGAGGAAAAAAAUCUAGGACAUCAGAGUCGGGAGAUCACACUUCUGGAUCUGGACAAGAUGUGGAGCAUGUUGGUGAUGACGAUGAAAGAUAUGUGCGUCGCCCCAUCGGCCAGAAGGCAGCGAAGGAUGCAAAACGAAAGGGAAAAAGUGGCACAGGGAGUAGUACUGAUCAAAGAGCUAAACGUAUGUUGGAUGCAUUUGGACAAAUUAUGAGUAUGCACGAGAAGCAACAAAAGGAGAUAAAGAAGUUGGUACGCAUAGAGUCGUGGAAGACCUAUAGAGAAAUGCUAAAGGAAGAUACUUCAACUAUGACUGAAGAAGAAUUAGAAGCUCAUUAUGGGCUUCUUGCAGAACUGAAAGAGGAAUUAGGCCUCAAUUAA